AUGAUAUUUUUUGAUCAUUGUGAUAAAUUAACCGAGAUUGAAGUAAUUUCUGAUAAUUACAUUCUUGAAAAUUAUGCAAUUUAUGAUAAAGAAAAAACAAAAAUUAUAUCUUUUUCCACUGUAUCUCCAUUAGAAUCUUUCAUUGUUCCUGAUAAUAUUCAGGAAUUAAGCGAUUUUUCUUUCUGUGGAACAAAAAAUUUGAAAAAUUUGGCUUGUAACCAUUUUGUAAGAAUAGGAAUUGGUGCAUUUCUCAAAUCCUCUCUAGAAAAUAUUGUAUUUACCGAUGUUAACAAUAAUUACCAAAUGGAAAUGUUUACUUUUUCAUAUUCACAAAAUCUCAAAUAUGUAGAAAUCAUCUGUCAACAAUUCCCCAUGUUUGAUUUCCUAUAUUGUGUAAAUCUAGAAUAUAUCAAAGCUCCAUUAACUCAAAUAGGUGAUGGAGUAUUUAUGCAUUGUAAAUCUUUAAAGGAAAUCAAAUUAAAAGAUGUAACUGAAAUUGGUAUUAAAUCAUUCUUUGAUUGCAAAACUUUAAAACAAAUUAAAUUUGGUCCUAAAAUUCAAAAUAUUGGUAGUUAUGCCUUUAAAAAUUGUAUAAAUAUUGAGGUUGUUGAAUUUUUACAAGUUUGUAACUUGUAUAAUAUCGAAAUUGGAAUAUUUCAAAACUGCGUUCGCUUAUCAUCUGUAACUCUUCCUCUUUAUCUUAACGCAAUAUUCGAUUUGGCAUUUGCCAACACUUCAUUAAGAGAAAUUAGAGUUCCAUCAGUUGCAGAAGUAAUGCCUCAUGCCUUUUAUUACAAUCAAAAUCUUAUUAGGGUUAUAAACACUGAUGUUUUUGAACAUGAAUUAAGAAUAUACGCUGCUAGCGAAUAUAGGAUUAUUACAACAUUAGGCAAACAGAAUUCUACUUAUAAUGUUUCUGAUGGAUUUAGUUUUAUAAAUGUAGAAGCUAUCAAUUCACACCAUAUCUUUAAUGAUACAAUUGGUGCUUAUGAAAAUGAUUUAGGAAUCAGAACAUUGAUAGUACCCGAAUCUAUUAAUUACAUUGGUCCGUUUAACAAUGGACUAUUUUAUACUUUGGGAUCGCACUUUCUUGAAAAUGUUUGCACAAAUAAUAGCAAUUUAAGAAUUGAAAUACCGUAUUUUUAUAUUAUUCUGAAUUUUAAUUACGACGUAUAUACACCACUUGAUACAGAAAUUCAAGGUAAUGCUCGCUUGUAUGAUUAUGAUAGUCCAAUUCCUUAUCCUAAAAUUUAUGCUCCAAAUAUGAAAGUUUCCAGAACAAAUGAUUUCGGUUUCCAAGUUAUAAAUGAACCUUGUCCUGAUUCUGUAACGCCUGCUGAAAAAAUUAUUGAUAAAUCAACUAUUAAUUAUAAGAAGGUAAUCGUCAAAAGAGAUCAAUCAAAAACAUCAAACGCAAAUUCAGGUUCUAAAAUUGAAAGUUCAUUUGAUCCGAUAAUAUUGAAUAAUGAUGAAAGAUCUGUAAAUCCCAAUUCGAACAUAACAUUGCGAGAGACAAUCACGAUUUCAAUUUGUGCUUCAAUUGUUGUUAUUGUUAUCAUAUUAGCAAUUCUUUAUGUUUAUAUGAAAACGAAGGCUCCGACUCUUUCAGAUGAUAGUGAUAUCCUCGAAAUGGCCAAAGAAACAAUUCAUGCAAGUACUGCAGUUACAUUCGAUAAUCCACUAUUUAUGACAACAUCUGCUUUCCCUGAUGAUCCAUUUGCUUCUGAUUUCCAAAACGAAGAAAUUAAUAUUGAUUGUUUUAAUAAAGAUGAUUUAGAUGAAUAA
Trichomonas vaginalis G3 is the source of this 1785-nucleotide messenger RNA. RefSeq names its product ribonuclease inhibitor domain-containing protein. The transcript has a single exon. Lineage: Eukaryota; Parabasalia; Trichomonadida; Trichomonadidae. Bases 1 to 1785 code for a protein of 594 amino acids. The record is from RefSeq and is a predicted model, not a curated record.